This is a messenger RNA of Lagopus muta (rock ptarmigan), 2448 nucleotides long. It is a transcript of the gene CMPK2, whose product is annotated as cytidine/uridine monophosphate kinase 2. Gene Ontology annotation, molecular function: dTMP kinase activity; ATP binding. The coding region runs from base 242 to 1003 and encodes 253 amino acids. The transcript is spliced from 5 exons. Gene Ontology annotation, cellular component: cytoplasm; mitochondrion. Lineage: Eukaryota; Metazoa; Chordata; Aves; Galliformes; Phasianidae. The record is from RefSeq and is a predicted model, not a curated record. Gene Ontology annotation, biological process: dTTP biosynthetic process; dUDP biosynthetic process; dTDP biosynthetic process.
CUCUAUCUUCCUUUCACUUUCACUUCCACCCCAGGCACGCCCAGCCUGCACGGAGCGAUUUCCCGCGGGGAGCGCUCCUGUGAUCCACCAAACGAGGAGAGGCGUAGCAGAAAACCUUUCCCCCAGUGACACAGCCCUGGCUUUUCCUCACAGACACGAGUCACUUUCGUUUCUCGCCGGCUCCGCCACCGCCCGCCCCUUUCCUCGCCUGGCCCCAGUGCGACAGAGGCAGCGGGCGGCGAUGCUGCGGGGCUGCACCGCGGGGCCUCCCGGGCCCCUCCGCCGCGCCCUGCCUGCUGCCGCCUCGGUCGUCCGCCUCCGCCUGCGGGAGUGCGCGGCGCGGAUCCCGGAGGCCGGAGAGGUGCUGGACAUCCUGGAGAAGUGCCCCGAGCGUCAGCGGAAGGGAGAGUUUCCAGUCGUGGUGUUUGAGGGGCUGGAUGCCACAGGCAAAACCACAGUAACACAGUCAGUUAAAGAUGCCCUGGGUGCUGUUCUGUUAAGGUCUCCGCCAGCUUGCAUCAGCCAGUGGAGGACAAUAUUUGAUGAAGAGCCAACACCCAUUAGAAGGGCCUUUUAUGCUGCGGGCAACUACAUCCUUGCUUCAGAAAUAGCAAAAGCAUCCACUCAAGCACCUGUGAUUGUAGACAGGUAUUGGCAUAGCACAGCUGCUUAUACAAUAGCCACUGAAACAGAUGGUAACAUCCAAAAUCUUCCACCAGAUCAUGAUGCUGUGUAUAAGUGGCCUGAAGACCUGCUCAAACCUGAUCUUGUUCUUCUUCUAACUGUCAGCCCUGAGGAGCGAGCCCGGAGGCUUGAAGGUCGAGGCCUGGAGAGAACAAAGGAAGAGGCUGAGCUGGAAGCUAACAGCUUGUUUCGCCAAAGAAUUGAAGAGUCGUACAGAAGGAUGGUGAAUCCUGCAUGCCAAGAGGUUGAUGCCAGUCCCUCCAAGGAAGAGGUUUUCAAGACAGUGCUGCAACUAAUUAAAAAACACUGUGCCUUGUGAAAGCAACUUCUUUUUAUUAACACUUAAAAUCUACUUUUUAUUGUCCCUUUAUUUGUGCUAGCUCAAAAUGCCCUAUGUUGUUCUUUGUUCCCUGGAAGAACCUUUUAUUUCUCCUGCCAACAGCAGUCUGGUCAGGUUAUCAGUUUCACUGAUGUCUACCGCACUUUUAUGUAUGAAGCAAAAUAGCAUUCACACAUUGUUCAGCAUUCCUGGUAAAGCCACAAGCCUACCAAGGUCUUAAACAAAGUAUGUGAGAGUCCUCUCUGACACUGCGACACUUCAAGAUCCUGUCAGAUUGUAUCAUCAUCAUCAUGAGAACUUGUUCCUGCCUUCACUGUGUAUCAGAAUUCACUGAUUGCAGCAGGAGCAUGAGACGUACAAGGAGAGGAUAAAAUGUAAUCCAGCAGUAAAGCAAUGAGAUGAUCAUAACUUUCUGGAACAGCCUGAUGUUGCUUACUGUAAUAAAGGAUGAGCUGCUGUGAUGAGCUUCCUGUAAGAAGUGUUUCAUAAAUACAGGCUAGUAAGUACCUGGGACUCUAAGGAAUACAGUUCAUGCCUGUCAACGUAUGCAAAUGAAAUGUAAAUUCAUUUCGGAGGGAAAAAAGAGAACACAGACAUGUUAGAAGCAGAGAACAUGAGAUUAAAAGCAUUGGUUAAAUGAUUCUUAAAAUAUCUUUCUACAAAGUAUUUUCUCUAUCCUAUAGGUUUGUCAGUGUAAGUUUGUGUUCUUUUUGAGAGAAUGUGAAAUGACAAAAUGCAGGGAAUUGGAGCAAUGAGGAUGAUGGCACUCCAGUUUUACUCAUAAGUUGUUUUGUUUUUUUUCCCCACAUGUUGAAUACAGAAGCAGGCUACCAGCAAGACUUCAGCCCUGCAAAGUCUUAUUUUUUAUGUAUGUUUGUUUCACUGUUACUCAUAACUAUGAAACAAAACGUAUGGCUAAGCCUUUGGGGGUGUCAGAAGUGAACUGCAGUUCCAGAAAAAAAAAGAAAAGAAAAAAACACUAAUAAAAUGCAAUUUGAUUUAAAACACUGUGGUUACUUUGCUGUGUUAUAUGCUGUGUAAUAUAUAAUAUAAUUAUGAACAAAUCCAACUUGUAAAUUAAAAUGAGUAGUAUUGCUUUGGUUAUAUCCAAUCUUUAUAUAAAAGGUGAUAAAAUAACUUCCAAACCCAAUGAUUUUAACGUAAAUAAGUUUUAUUGAACUCUUUUAUCUUUGUGAGUAUAUGCUGUUAAUGUAAUGUAUUUUUACAUACUGAUAAUGUAUGCUGCUGUGUUUGGUGUGUUAUUCUGAAUAACAGUAGCCUUGGGAUCUGCCAUGCAUGUAGGCUGGAAAUGCAUCCUUGUGGGCGAUACGCUUAUGAAGCAUCCAGGUAUUCAGUUAUUCUCAGAUAAUCACUGAAUUCCACAUGUGGAGGGCAUCACUGUGCAUGGAUCGCUAGGCUACCAA